AUGGCCGGGAGCUUUUUCAAAGGACGCUUCCUCUCCUUAUUCGACUACAAAACGGAAAAAUACAUUGUCGCCAAUAAUAAGACAGUUGGAGUUUUGUACAGACUUAUUCAGUUAACCAUCAUCGGUUACAUUAUAGGGUGGGUUUUUGUGAUCAAGAAAGGCUACCAGGAGACAGACGAGGCCAUCCAGAGCUCUGUUAUAACUAAACUGAAGGGAGUCUCAGUGACCAACAACACCGAGUCUGGUCUGCUGGUGUGGGGACCAGAGGACUACGUCAUCCCACCACAGGGUGAAGCUGUUCUGUUUGUUGUAACCAAUUUCUUAGAGACACCAAAGCAGAAGAUGGGACACUGUGCUGAGAGCCUGAAAGUGCUGGAUGGCCACUGUCAAGAUGAUGGGGACUGUGAAGAAGGGAAGAUGGUAGAGGCUGGUCACGGAAUGAAGAGUGGCCGAUGCUUAAGAACAGAUGAAAACUCCACUGGUACCUGUGAAAUCUACGGCUGGUGUCCCAUUGAAAAACAAUUCAAACCACAAAGGGCUCUGCUGACACACGCUGAAAACUUCACCAUCUACAUCAAGAAUUUCAUCCAAUUUUCAAAAUUUAAUUUUUCAAAGUCCAAUGUUCUCGAAACGCAUGAUGACUCCUAUUUGAAGAAAUGCCGAUUUGACGAGGAGCUCCACCCCUACUGCCCCAUCUUUCGCCUGGGUGACAUCACCAGACGAGCCGGACACAACUUUCAGGACAUGGCCACAUUUGGUGGCUCCAUUGGCAUAAUGAUAGAGUGGGACUGUGACCUUGACAAAGGUUACACUCACUGCCAUCCACAGUAUCACUUUUAUCGUCUGGAUAUCAGCAUUUUAAACACGACCAUCGCAAAAGGAUUCAACUUCAGACACAGUCGGUAUUUCCAAAAUGCUGCUGAUGAGAGCUAUCGAUCCCUAUACAAAGUCUAUGGUGUACGAUUUACCGUCAUGGUGCACGGAAAGGCUGGGAAGUUCAGCAUCAUCCCAACAGCCAUCAAUGUUGCUUCAGGGCUGGCUUUAAUGGGUGCUGGAGCUUUCUUCUGUGACAUGGUCCUUCUCUACAUAUUGAAGAAGGGUGAUUCUUAUCGAGAGAGGAAAUUUGAAGCCACCAAAAUUGCGAACUCAACAUCAGAUGACAACUGCGUGAAGGACAGGCCCGGUGCCACAGAACAGGAGAAUCUGACGUUUUAGCCUUUUCACCAUGUGAGAUGAGUUUGUAUCCAGCUUUAUAUUGUGGUAUAACAA
Molecule: messenger RNA, 1269 nt
Organism: Plectropomus leopardus (leopard coralgrouper)
Lineage: Eukaryota; Metazoa; Chordata; Actinopteri; Perciformes; Serranidae
Product: P2X purinoceptor 5-like
Biological process (GO): calcium ion transmembrane transport; response to ATP
Cellular component (GO): plasma membrane
Molecular function (GO): extracellularly ATP-gated monoatomic cation channel activity; purinergic nucleotide receptor activity
Source: RefSeq, a predicted model, not a curated record